GAGACACCACGUGACUGCGUGUUGUCGUUUGAACCAGGUCACACAUGACUGCGUGUGUCAAACCGCCGUACCUCUGUGCACAUAACUGUAUGCUAUCCGGUUGUGUGCACACGUUCGACUUCUGGCCUACAGUUGACGAGACUUAUGUCCCUUUCGAGAAGUGAAGCUUGUUUUAGACUUGUCUCCACCUGAAAUGAAAUGAGCAAGAUUUGCCUCUUCUAAUGAGUGACAACUCCCCAUAUUCGUGUGUGUGUGGCGAGCUCGUGAUUAGUAUGCGAGAGAUGACGAGUCUUGAUGAAAUCACUAGGCUUGUCAGCUCAGGGGACAGCGACUUGAAGGGGCACCACAAACAUGGGCUGACCGUGCUGACCACGGCUGUCUUCGCUGUUGGCGAGAUGGCAGGGUCAGGGGUGCUGGCGCUGCCCUCAGCCUUGAAGGGCACAGGCUACAUCGGCAUCCUGCUGAACGUGCUGUGUGCCCUUGUGUCGGCCUAUACCGGCAUGCUGCUGGGUAAGUGCUGGCUGAUGGUGAUGAACAGGUACGAGGAAUAUCAGGAGGAGACACGAUACCCGUACCCGGCUAUAGGACAGGUGACUUUUGGGAAACCUGGCAGGCUGAUCGUGUCGUGCGCCAUCAACUUCACCCUGUUUGGUGUGUCCGUGGUGUUCCUGCUUCUGUCCUCCCAGAACAUCCAGUCCCUGGUCAAGGACGCCGGCAGAGACAUCUCCUUCUGCUACUGGCUCAUCAUCGUGGCUGGGGCGCUGCUGCCCCUCACCUGGCUGGGGACGCCCAAAGAUUUUUGGCCUAUAGCAGUGGGUGCCGUGGUAGCCACCAGCAUCGCCUGCUGUGUUGUACUGGCCAACAUCAUCAUGGACGGCCAUGACGGUCCCCCAGCAUUCUACCCCAACAUCGAGUUCAAGGGAUUUUUCUUCGCGUUCGGCACCAUCUGUUUCGCCUUUGGUGGCCAUCCAGCCUUCCCAACGUUCCAGGCGGACAUGAAGAAUCCAGAGAAGUUUGGGCGAGCCAUCUUCAUCUCGUAUUUGAUCGUGUUACUGAUGUAUCUGCCCGUUGCCGUAAGCGGCUACGUGGUCUACGGUAUAAACACGCAGGACAAUGUCCUGCAGAGCGUCUCCCAGGGUCCUAUGCUGUACGUCGUCGAGAUCCUCAUCACCCUUCACCUCAUCUGCAGCUUCAUCAUCGUCAUCAACCCCGUGUGUCAGGAGUGUGAGGAGCUGCUCAAUAUACCCACCGGUUUCGGCUACAAGCGAGUUAUAUUUAGAACCUUGAUGAUGGGGGUCACCCUGUUCGUGGCCGAGUCAGUGCCUCACUUCGGCGCCAUCUUGUCUCUGGUCGGUGGCUCGACUACCACGCUGCUGGCCUACGUGCUCCCACCUGUCUUCUACCUGAAGCUCUGCUCCAUGGAGGGAAGCUGGGACAAAGUAGAGGCCCCUCUCCACGAGAAGGUCGCCUGUUUUGAGAUCAUCGCCAUAGGAACCAUAGCAGGCGUGGCCUCCACCUACUCGGCCGUGGCAUCUCUGGCAUCAAGCAGCUUCUCUCAACCCUGUUACCUGUAGUGUCGUCUCAACGGUGUUACCUGUAGUGUCGUCUCAACCAUGUUACCUAUAGUGUCGUCUCAACCGUGUUACCUGUAGUGUCGUCUCAACCAUGUUACCUAUAGUGUCGUCUCAACCAUGUUACCUGUAGUGUCGUCUCAACACUGUUACCUGUAGUGUCGUCUCAACCAUGUUACCUGUAGUGUCGUCUCAACCAUGUUACCUAUAGUGUCGUCUCAACCCUGUUACCUGUAGUGUCAUCUCAACCAUGUUACCUGUAGUGUCCUCUCAACACUGUUACCUGUAGUGUCGUCUCAACCAUGUUACCUGUAGUGUCGUCUCAACCAUGUUACCUAUAGUGUCGUCUCAACCCUGUUACCUGUAGUGUCGCCUCAACCCUGUUACCUGUAGUGUCAUCUCAACCAUGUUACCUGUAGUGUCGUCUCAACCAUGUUACCUGUAGUGUCGCCUCAACCCUGUUACCUGUAGUGUCAUCUCAACCAUGUUACCUGUAGUGUCGCCUCAACCAUGUUACCUGUAGUGUCGCCUCAACCCUGUUACCUGUAGUGUCAUCUCAACCAUGUUACCUGUAGUGUCGUCUCAACCAUGUUACCUGUAGUGUCGUCCCAACCCUGUUACCUGUAGUGUCGUCUCAACCGUGUUACCUGUAGUGUCGUGUCAACCCUGUUACCUGUAGUGUUGCUGGCACAGAACACCUGUUCGGGUCCGGAAUAAAAGCCGACACGAUCAAAUAGCCGACACAGAUAAAAAGCCGACACGGUCAAAUAGCCAACACCUGGAAAAAGCCCAAUAGGAAAACGGGCCGACACGUACCAAAAGCCGACACGACAAAAGACCGACAUCAAAAUGGCCGAUUGGACAGAAGGCCGGCAGACUAUAAAGCAUUUCAAAUGUCGGCCUUUUGCCCUUCUCCCCACCUGUUAUACAGUAGUAACUAUCUUGUUUCACGUUUCACCGGACGUCCUCGCGUACCUCUAAUGGUACCCCCUCACUCAUUUGCUGCAUGCAUUCAUUGUUUUAUAAACUGUAGCUGUAACAGGGGUGCCACUUUUCCGGGAUAUCCCGGAUUUCCGGAUUGGAGAAUCAUAUUUUUUUCCCUUUCCGGAUUCGCAAGAUUUGAGUUUGAAAAUUUCCGGGUUUGCAGUUUAAAAAAAAAAAUUUAGAUCGUUUUAAGCUUGAAAAUUUUGGCAUUGUAAAAAUCGUUUUUAUCGUCAACACUCCCGCUAAUGACCUUUUCCGAAAAAAAUGAAUAGUAAAUGACGUCAGCAACAAUCUCACGCGUGCGCCAAGGACCAAAUACAAAUGGGCUGUAUCAGAUGGGUGAGGCUGUAGACGGAACUUUUUGAUGUCAGUCGUGGUGUGGUUGUCUGGCUAUUUAUGACUAUAUGGGUUGGGGGUAAAACUCGCAUUAUUUACGUGAUGUCAUCAAUGGGAUAUCGCUAGGCUGUGUAAUAAAAACAACUAAAUCCUACAAUUACUAGAUCUAGCUCACUAGCAUCGCCGAUCGUCUUUUAAAAAAAAAACAACCGAAAGAUUUUGCUCCGAUCAAAACAUUUUUUUUUGUUUUUUUUGUAUUUGGUAUUACCAAAAGAAAAGAAAAAAAAAACUAUUUGAAGGACUAUUUUAUGUAUGAAAUAGAACUGUGCUGUUUUCACUCAACUUUACCCUCACUUUUUAACCACCUCUUACCCGCUUCUUCAAGGUCGCUCUGACCGUAAGACCUACGUCACGAGACCACGCAAACACAGUCUGAGUCGUGUCUCUCGGUCAAGGCAGUUCUACAAGUACAAGCGCUGUUUAAUUUUAACGUGGUUAUUUUUUUAAUAAGGGACUUCUUCUAGAUUCAAGAAAAAAAACUAGAACUGCAUCGUUUUAUAUCAUUAAACAAAAUAUGUAGGCCUGCUAUAAUUUAGUUACACAAUCUAGCAGGGUCUACAUCUAAUUUUUUUUUACUUUGGUAAAACGUCAUUGAAAUGUUUAAAAAACCUUGAAGUACCGCGUCUGAGAAAAUAGCCGCUAUCACUGCCCCCUCCCAACCGCUUGUAAAAAAAAAAUCAGCUUUUCACUUAGUCGGGCGGCUACAUCUCUGACAUGAGUAUUACUAGCGUAGUUACUUCUAAAAUUAUUUUUAAAAUUAACUUAAUUUUGUUAUUCCGCGACAUGAACUUAAAACUUCCACGAUAUUUCACGAUCAUGUAUAUCAAAGGUGGGGGCA
This is a messenger RNA of Physella acuta, 3789 nucleotides long. RefSeq lists its product as uncharacterized. The record is from RefSeq and is a predicted model, not a curated record. Gene Ontology annotation, biological process: amino acid transmembrane transport. Gene Ontology annotation, molecular function: L-amino acid transmembrane transporter activity. Lineage: Eukaryota; Metazoa; Mollusca; Gastropoda; Physidae. Gene Ontology annotation, cellular component: vacuolar membrane.